Molecule: messenger RNA, 261 nt
Organism: Plasmopara halstedii
Lineage: Eukaryota; Oomycota; Peronosporomycetes; Peronosporales; Peronosporaceae
Exons: 3
Coding region: 1-261 (86 amino acids)
Source: RefSeq, a predicted model, not a curated record
AUGGGGCAUACCAGAUAUGUGUUUGCGCUUUCCAAGUACUUCGAUAACGUUGGACGUUGCAUUGCUCUGGAUCUAGAUUCCAUGAAGACUUCAUCCCCUUUUUGGCAUGCCACGCACAAACACCCUAGUGGGGCUUUGGACACGGGGCUGUACAAUUUAGUCAGCAAUGUUGUUGUUGAAGACUUGAGCGGGACCGGGAAGCCAGAUUACCACAAGGUUAGAAGAACGCAAGAGGUUGAGAUCAUGAGUCGCGGUCUUUGA